CUUCUCUUCAACUUUUUGUUAAAAGUAUUUAAUUUCUGUAAAGUCAACAUGAUCUUCCAGUCCUCUGAUCCCGAUCCUAUCUAUCCUGAAGUAGAUAUCUACCACUUCCUCGAAUCUAAUCCAUGUGGUGUGCAACCUGGCAAGAAGAUCUUCGUUAAUCCUGUUACUGAAGAAUAUCUCACCUUUAGUCAGUUCCAGAUCGAAACCAAACAGUUCGCUGCUGGAUUGCAGGACAAAUUCGGAUUCAAACCUAGGGAUGUGCUUGCCAUCUUUUCUUACAAUCAGUAUGAUUUUGGUGUUCCAAUCCUUGGAACUCUUUGUGCAGGAGGAAUUGUAACGACUAUCAAUCAUUCUUAUACUGUCGAUGAAGUGGUACACCAACUCAAGGAUUCUGGAGCAAAAUAUAUGGUCACUAUAAUUGAUCUGCUCCCGGUUGCUACUAAGGCUGCUGAGAUCUGUGGCAUUGCUCCUGAAGCCAUUUUGUUAUUCGGUGGCAAAGAUGGCGUGGGUAAAAGAUCUUAUAAAAGUGUCUAUAGCAAGCGUUUGGCAGCUCCUAUCAAGAUUGACAUGGAAGACAUUGCUUAUUUGUGUUACUCAAGUGGAACCACUGGCAAGAGCAAGGGUGUCAUGCUCACGCAUCGCAAUAUCACCUCGAAUUUGACCCAGAUCAUGAGCUAUGAUGCUGAAGUUAUCAAGGAAAAAAAUCUUGUCAUCCUAGUAUUCCUGCCCCUUUAUCAUAUUUACGGUCUGAUGAACUGCCUGCAUAUCUCCUUGAUCACUGGUGCAGAAACCGUCAUCAUGUCCAAGUUUGAUCUGCCAUCAUUCCUCCAAAACAUUCAAAAGUUCGAAGUGACCAAUACAUUCAUCGUCCCCCCUGUAGCUCUUGCUUUGGCUAAACACCCCAUGGUUUUGGAUUACAACUUGUCGUCUCUCCGCCACAUGGCUUGCGGCGCCGCUCCUCUCCCCAAAGAGCUUUGCAAUUUGAUUGAAAGCAGAUUGGGUGUUUACUGUCGCCAAGGAUUUGGUAUGACAGAGGCUUCACCCUUGGUCGCCUGUCAGCGCCCUGGACAGCGCGGUCCUGAUGGCUCAGUUGGACCCCUUGUUGCAGGACUGAAGGCCAAGAUUAUUGACCCUGCGACAGGAAAAGAGCUGGGAGUUGGUGAACAGGGUGAAUGGCUGAUCUAUGGCCCAAAUGUUAUGAAGGGCUAUCUCAACAACCCUGAGGCGACCAAGAUUACAAUUCGUGAGGAUGGUUGGAUGCAUACUGGAGACAUCGUCUAUGUGGAUGCACAAGGCAACUGGUUUGUAGUGGAUCGUUUGAAGGAGUUGAUCAAGUACAAGGGCUUCCAGAUCCCUGCUGCUGAACUCGAGGCCCUCUUGCAGACUCAUCCCAAGGUUAUGGAUGCUGCUGUCAUUCCUGCUUACGAUGCGGCUCAGGCCACAGAGAUCCCUCGCGCCUAUAUUGUUCCCCAUGAUGCUUCCACAGCAGAUGAUGCGCUCAAGAAGGACAUUAUAGACUUUAUUACUUCCAAGGUCGCGCCUCACAAGAAGUUGCGUGGAGGUGUUGUCUUUAUUAAUGAGAUUCCUAAAUCUGCCUCAGGAAAGAUCCUCCGUAAGGAUAUUGUCAAGUUGGAUCGUGAGCAAAACCAAACAACUCAAGCCCUGGCGCGUCUGUAAAGAAAGGAAAAAAAAACAACAACUAUAGGUUAUACCCCAUUGAGUAGCAUAAAAGAUUUGUUUUAAGCAUAGAAAGUUAUUAAAGCG
This is a messenger RNA of Lobosporangium transversale, 1764 nucleotides long. RefSeq lists its product as hypothetical. The record is from RefSeq and is a predicted model, not a curated record. Gene Ontology annotation, molecular function: CoA-ligase activity. The transcript is spliced from 5 exons. The coding region runs from base 49 to 1677 and encodes 542 amino acids. NCBI's taxonomy places the organism in Eukaryota, Fungi, Mortierellomycota, Mortierellomycetes, Mortierellales, Mortierellaceae.